Messenger RNA from Xyrauchen texanus (razorback sucker), 658 nucleotides. RefSeq names its product endothelin-3-like. Bases 282 to 566 code for a protein of 94 amino acids. Gene Ontology annotation, molecular function: endothelin B receptor binding; hormone activity. The transcript has 3 exons. The record is from RefSeq and is a predicted model, not a curated record. Gene Ontology annotation, biological process: intracellular calcium ion homeostasis; regulation of vasoconstriction; regulation of systemic arterial blood pressure by endothelin. Gene Ontology annotation, cellular component: extracellular region. Lineage: Eukaryota; Metazoa; Chordata; Actinopteri; Cypriniformes; Catostomidae.
GACCUAAAUAAAACCAGGUUAUGUAGAUGUUGGCCUACCACAUGAAGCAUAUUUAGGUUAAGCAUUUUUAAUGGACUCUCACUGUGAUGAAAAAUAUAUAGAAAAAAAAUUAUAACACCUUUCACUACUGCAGUAUCAUUUUGAAUAAUUGUUUUUUUAUUAAAUUAUUUACAUUUACAGGAUUUCCUUCAUCUCGUCAAGAUGCGCUUGUGAGAAACCUCACGCUAGAUCCUAAAACAUCAACCGAGACUCCGUUUGCUGAUUCUGUUAAUAAAAUUGAAAUGCCAUGUUGCCAGCUCCCGAAACCGCGGAGGAGAUCGAAGAGAUGCACAUGUUACACAUACAGAGACAAGGAGUGUGUUUACUACUGUCACCUGGAUAUCAUCUGGAUCAAUACACCAGAGCGCACUGUCCCAUAUGGCAUGUCAAGUUAUAGAGGCUCCCAACGGGCACGGCGUUCUGCUGAGGGCUACAGACGAGGUCAGCGCUGUGCAUGUGCUUCACAUGAUGACCAAAAGUGUAUCGCUUUCUCAGUCAGAGUCUCAACCUCGGGAAUCCUAUCCUGAGGACACCAGAACCGACUGGAUCCAGCACCAUUCCUGCUUCGUGUUGGACUCUGCUACGUGUCGCUGAAUGAUGAUGACUGAAUGCAGCCGGU